Eupeodes corollae is the source of this 1632-nucleotide messenger RNA. RefSeq names its product probable dolichyl pyrophosphate Glc1Man9GlcNAc2 alpha-1,3-glucosyltransferase (gene xit). Gene Ontology annotation, cellular component: endoplasmic reticulum membrane. The record is from RefSeq and is a predicted model, not a curated record. NCBI's taxonomy places the organism in Eukaryota, Metazoa, Arthropoda, Insecta, Diptera, Syrphidae. Gene Ontology annotation, biological process: protein N-linked glycosylation. Bases 104 to 1612 code for a protein of 502 amino acids. The transcript is spliced from 6 exons. Gene Ontology annotation, molecular function: dolichyl pyrophosphate Glc1Man9GlcNAc2 alpha-1,3-glucosyltransferase activity.
AUGUCACGGUCUUGUAUCAUAUAGAUAUACAUAGAUAUGUAGUAUCAAAUUAAAGUAAUAAAUUAAAAUAGCCCCAACAACAGAAAAAAUUAAAAACAAAACAAUGUUUUGGUCAAUAUUUAUCUUUGCCACCGCCAUAAAACUACUCCUUAUGAAAUCCUACCGAUCAACUGAUUUUGAAGUGCAUCGGAACUGGAUGGCCAUCACUCAUUCGCUGCCCCCUUCCAAAUGGUAUUUUGAGGACACCAGUGAAUGGACACUGGACUACCCUCCUUUCUUUGCAUUUUUCGAAUGGUUCCUUUCGCAUUUGGCAAAAUUCUUCGAUCCAAAAAUGCUUGCGGUCAAGAAUCUUAACUAUGACUCGGAUGCGACAGUUUUAUUUCAGCGGUUAUCAGUGAUAACAACUGAUGUAACGUUUGCACUUGGAUUAAAGAAAUGUCUCUCGUCUCUGAAAGUUAAGACUUCUACGGGGAUACUUGCAGCGAGUUUUAUCUUUCUCUGCAACGUUGGACUUAUUUUCGUCGAUCACAUACAUUUCCAGUAUAAUGGCUUCCUCUUUGGGAUCCUUUUGCUGAGCAUUGGUUAUCUGCUGGAGGAGAAAUAUGUUACUUCAUGUGUACUUUUUGGUUCCUUAUUGAACUUCAAACACAUUUUUAUCUACAUGGCUCCGGCGUUUGGUGCGUUUUACUUGAAGUUCCAUUGCUACCAAGGAAAGCAAACAAUUUUGAAAUUCCUCACACUUCUGGCAUCGGGAUUGGGUUGUUUUGUUGUGUCGUUUGCUUUGUUCUAUCAACACUUACCACAGGUAUUUUCCAGAUUGUUCCCAUUCAAACGCGGUCUAACGCACGCCUACUGGGCUCCCAACUUUUGGGCUUUGUACAAUUUUGCCGAUAAGGUGGCGGAAGUUGUGCUGAAAAUACCAAAGCAAGGUGGGUCGAAUACAGGUGGUCUGGUGAAGGAGUACGUUCAUGUGUUUUUGCCAAAGAUCAGUCCAAUGGUAACAUUUGUACUGACUGCAGCCGUAAUGGUUCCUUGUGUGAUAAGACUGUUGUUUUUCACAGAAAAACGUGACAGUGGAAGGGCUUUUCUUCAAGCAGUCGCUAUAUGUUCCUGUACUUCGUUUAUGUUUGGUUGGCAUGUACACGAAAAGGCUAUUUUAAUGGUUACUAUUCCUCUAAGUUUACUUGGUAUGCUAAACCAACAGGAUGCAGAAUACUCAUUUUUGUUGAGUUUCAUCGGCCACUUCUCACUAUUCCCUCUUCUAUUCCCGCCAGAACUUAUCGCUGUUAAGUAUUUCCUAUUUUUAGCUUAUACCUCAGGCCAUUAUGUGUUGCUGAAAUCAUUGCAUCCAAAACUUAGCCUGCCAUGGUAUCAGAUACUUUACCUAUGUGGUUUUAUAAUGCUGCCAACUUACGAGUAUGUUGUAAGUCCUGUUUUACACUUGAAUACAAAACUACCAUUCCUUCCGUUACUUUUAACAAGUAUUUACUGCAGUAUCGGGAUUCUUUAUAUAUUCUUAAGCUAUUACAUUAUGUAUAUGAGUGAUAUUGGCACGUGGUCGUCAUCAUCGUCGUCGAUUGCCAAGUCUAAGAAGAAACUUAAGUCUAAAUAAACAAAAUCGUUGUAUUUGAA